Molecule: messenger RNA, 3889 nt
Organism: Etheostoma spectabile (orangethroat darter)
Lineage: Eukaryota; Metazoa; Chordata; Actinopteri; Perciformes; Percidae
Product: NACHT, LRR and PYD domains-containing protein 12
Exons: 9
Coding region: 92-3778 (1228 amino acids)
Molecular function (GO): protein binding
Source: RefSeq, a predicted model, not a curated record
UCCAACCUUAAAGACUGAAGUUUUGAGGAAGAAACAGCAGCGUCUUUACUCUACAGAUGAGGAAUGAAAAUCUCUUCAUGUGGAUGAACCAAUGAUGGCGGCUGUUAAAGAGCUGCUUUUGGAAACACUGGACGAUCUGGGAGAGGAGGAACUAAAGAUCUUCAAGUGGUUCCUACAGCAGGCUGAAAUCCUGGAAGACUUGCCAGCCAUUCCAAAGAGCCGUCUAGAGAAGGCUGACAAGCUGGACACACUGGACCUAAUAGUGCAGACCUACAAUGAACAGUCUGUGCUGGUGACCAAGAUAGUGUUAACAAAGAUCAACAGAAAUGAUCUGGUACAGAAUUUGUCCAACAUCGACCCAGGACCCAAACAAGUUGUGCAGGCUGCUGGAGGAAUUUCAGAGAGCAGCAAAGCAUGUUCAAAGCAUGUUCACCCUUCCACCAAUGACAGCCAGACUGAAGAUUUGCUGGAGCCAGAACCUGACCCUCCAGAACUCAUUACAUUAAAUCGGAGCACACUCCAAUCACACCUCCAGGACAGGUUUAUGUGUGCACAAGAAGGGUGGACAGAAAGGAUGGAUAAAAAACAUCUAGAUGACAUCUACAUAGAGCUCUCCCUCUCAUAUGGGAUUAAUGUAAACAUCGGCAUGCAGCAUGAGGUCAGGCAGGUUGAGAUGGCACCAAGACAACCAGGGGGAACAGGGCAAACAAUCCAACCCAGUGAUAUCUUCACACACCCCUCUGGAAAAAACACACCUGUGAGAACAGUGCUGACCAGUGGGAUUGCAGGAAUCGGCAAAACAUUCCUUGUACACAAAUUCAUCCUGGACUGGGCUGAAGGAAGAGCCAAUCAAGAUGUGCAUCUCACAUUCCCCUUCACCUUCCGCCAGCUAAAUUUACUGAAGGGCAGACGGUUUUGUUUGGCCGAGCUCAUUCGCAAAUGCAUUCUUGAAACCAAAGACAUCCGGGAGGAGGAUCUAAAUGACAUAUUCACAAAACUACAGGCUUCAGGAAACACCAACUAUGACAAGAGUAAAUUCAAACUUCUGUUUGUGCUUGAUGGGUUGGACGAAAGCCGCCUUCAGCUCAACUUUACUGACGACAAAAAUCCUACUAUUGAUGUGACACAGGCAGUUGGAGUAGAAGUCUUGCUGACUAGCCUCAUCAAGGGGGAACUGCUGCCUUCUGCUCGCCUCUGGAUAACUACACGACCGGCAGCUGCCAAUCAGAUCCCUCUUGACUUUAUUGACAUCUUGACAGAGGUGAGAGGGUUUACUGAUCCACAGAAGGAUGAGUACUUCAGGAAGAGAUUCAGAGAUGAGGAGGUGCGUGGCAGAAUCCUCUUUCACGUCAAGACAUCCCGGAUCCUCCACAUUAUGUGCCACAUCCCAGUCUUCUGCUGGAUCACUGCUACAGUUCUGGAGGACGUGUUGAAAACCAGUGACAAGGGAGAGCUGCCCAAGACCCUAACUGAGUUGUACACAGAAUUCUUGAUGUUUCAUAUCAGACAGACGAAAGAAAAGUAUGGCACAGAGAAGAGCCUUCAGUACAUUCAGGCACUCGCAAAACUUGCUUAUCACCAACUGGAAAAAGGGAACCUGAUCUUCUAUGAAAAAGAUUUCAAAGAAAGUGACAUCGAUUUCAACGAAGCAUCUGUGUACUCAGGAGUGUUCACGCAGAUCUUCAAAAAGGAACGCCGCUUGAAGGACAAGGAUGAGCAAAAGAUGUUUAGCUUUGUCCAUCUGAGUAUUCAGGAGUUCUUGGCAGCUGUUUAUGUGGUGCAGUCACUCAUUAACAAGAACAAAAAUGUAAUGGUGCAACAACAACUCAAAUUCCAAAGUGUGCAGAUGCUUUUCAGCAAACCCUCUAUAGCAGAGGUCCAAAGGAUGGCUAUUGACAAGGCCUUAAAGAGUCCAAAUGGGCACUUGGACAUGUUCCUCCGCUUCCUCCUGGGUCUCUCCCUAGAGACCAGUCAGAAUAGCCUACAAGGCCUACUGAAACAGACAAUAAGUACUUCAGAAGCCAAUCAGGAAACAGUGCAGUACAUCAAGGAAAAGAUCCGGGAGAACCCUUCUCCAGAGAGAUGUAUCAACCUGUUCCACUGUCUGAAUGAGCUCAAUGAUAAUUCUCUAGUGGAGGAGAUCCAACAGUACCUGAACUCAGGAAGUCUAUCCACAGACAAACUCUCUUCUGCUCAGUGGUCAGCGCUCAUCUUCAUCUUACUAUCAUCAGGAAAGGAUCUGGAUGUGUUUGACCUCAGGAAGUACUCUGCUUCAGAGGAAGGUCUCCUGAGGCUGCUUCCAGUGGUCAAGAACUCUAAUGUAUUCUUCCUGAGUGGCUGUAACCUGUCAGAAAGAAGCUGUGAAGCUCUGGCUUCAGUUCUCAGCGCCCAAUCCUCCAGUCUGAGAGAGCUGGACCUGAGCAACAACAACUUGCAGGAUUCUGGAGUGAAGCUUCUCUCUCCCGGAUUGGAGAGUGCAUACUGCAGACUUGAAACUCUACGGUCAGGUCAAUUCAAUUUUAUAACCAGUUGUAUUUUACUUUUUAAAAGUUUUAGGUUUGUGCUCUGCCAUAAGUUUUACCAUAACAAAAUAAAUAUACGUAUUUGUGUUUUUGAUUCUUUUUUCAGGCUGAGUGGCUGUAAACUUUCCUGGAGAAGCUGUGAAGCUCUGACCUCAGUUCUCAGCUCCGAGUCCUGCAGACUGAGAGAGCUGGACCUGAGUAACAACGACCUGCAGAAUUUAGGAAUGAAGCUGCUUUCUGCUGGGCUGAUGAGUCCAUGCUGUAAACUUGAAACACUCAGGUUGAAUGUGAGCAACAUGUCAGAGAGAAGCUGUGAAUCUCUGGCCUCAGUUCUCAGCUCACAGUCCUGUAGUCUGAGAGAGCUGGAUCUGAGUAACAAUAACCUGCAGGAUUCUGGAGUGAAGCUGCUCUCCACUGGACUACAGAGUCCACACUGUAGACUGAAAACUCUCAGGUUGUCAGGCUGCCUGGUCACAGAGGAAGGCUGUGGUUCUCUGGCCUCAGCUCUGAGCUCCAACCCCUCCCAUUUGAGCGAGUUAGACCUGAGCUACAAUCAUCCAGGAGACUCAGGAGUGAAACUGCUGUCUGCUGGACUCGAGGAUCCACAAUGGAGACUGGACACUCUCAAAGUGGACCAUAUCGGAAUGUGCUGGUUGAAAACUGGUCUAAGGAAGUAUGCCUGUGAAAUCACCCUGGACCCAAACACAGCCAACCGAUUCCUCUCUUUGUCAGAGGAUAACAGAAGGGUGACACUGGUGAGAGAGACGCAGUCCUAUCUUUAUCACCCGGAGAGGUUCUACCACUGGAAGCAGCUGCUGUGUACAAAUGGUCUGACUGGUCGAUGUUACUGGGAGGUGGAGAGGAAAGGGUGGGUAUCUGUAGGAGCAACUUACAGAGGAAUCGGAAGGAGAGGAAAAGGUGCUGACUGCUGCCUCGGCCUCAGCGACACAUCUUGGAGCGUGUGCUGCUCUCGGGAUUGUUACUCUGUCUUCAACAAUAGCAGAAUGGCAGCCAUAUGUACGACCACGUCUGUUUCCGACAGAGUAGCAGUGUAUCUGGACUGGCCCGCCGGCUCUCUGUCUUUCUACAGAGUCUGCUGUGACACACUGAUCCACCUCCACACCUUUAGCACCACAUUCACUGAACCCCUCUAUCCUGCAUUUGGGUUUGAGUAUUUGAUCAGGUCUGACUCCACAGUGACUCUGUGUCAGAUGAAGGAGGAAGAAGUGCCUCUUGUAGACAAUCAGCAUUGCUGAAACAAGGCUUUACAGAUCACACACAUAAAAAACAUAUACACUCACCUAAAGGAUUAUUAGGAACACCUGUUAAAUUUCUCAUUAAUGCAAUUAUCUAAUCAACCAAUCACA